UUAACUAGAAGUUUUUGAAUAAUCAACAGUUAUUAAUUUUGGAAGUUUAACUGUGGCAGGAAAGAAAGCUGAGAAAAGAAUGGCCACCGACGAGUUAUCGAUGAAGCUCCUGAUCAACAAAGAGUCUCAGAAGGUCUGCUUCGCGGAGGCCGGCAUCGACGAGGUGGAGUUCCUCACCGGCCUCCUCUCCCUUCCCCUGUGCACCAUGGCCACCCUCCUCGCCAAGGAGCACAACAUGCUCGGCAGCAUCGGCAGCCUGCUCGGCAGCGUGGAGAAGAUGGGCACAAACUACAGCAGCAAGCCACGGCACCUCAGCCCGGCCGUCUCCACCGCCGCGCUCUCCCACCUGCAGCAGCUGCUCGGCGCGCAGCAGGAGCAGGUAUCCAUCACCAACGGCGACACCAGCGUCUGCCUCUACGGGUGCCAAGGCAAGUCCGGUGUCAGCAACAGCAGCAACCCUUACGGAACCACUUCCAAUUACGCCAGCUGCCGGUACGUCUUGAGAAUCUACGGCGCGGCCUGCCAGGGCUGCGGGAGUCCGAUGAUCAAGGUCAUGGCGCUCGUGCAGACCAGCGGCAAUGAUCGCACGUCAGCCAAGACCAAUAGGAUGUACACCAUCGGAGACGACCUGUCGGUGACCCAGGCGUCCGGCGGCGUGCUGUCGGGCAUCUCCAUGCUGUCGCGGUGCCACGUCAAGGACCUCAGCAUGCUGCAGGAGAAGACAGUCAAGAUCGGCAAGGAAGAGGUGAUUAUAAUUAUACAGUGA
Brachypodium distachyon (stiff brome) is the source of this 766-nucleotide messenger RNA. RefSeq lists its product as uncharacterized. The record is from RefSeq and is a predicted model, not a curated record. The transcript has a single exon. Lineage: Eukaryota; Viridiplantae; Streptophyta; Magnoliopsida; Poales; Poaceae. Bases 80 to 766 code for a protein of 228 amino acids.